Drosophila innubila is the source of this 2413-nucleotide messenger RNA. RefSeq names its product rabphilin-3A (gene Rph). Gene Ontology annotation, biological process: intracellular protein transport. NCBI's taxonomy places the organism in Eukaryota, Metazoa, Arthropoda, Insecta, Diptera, Drosophilidae. The record is from RefSeq and is a predicted model, not a curated record. The coding region runs from base 21 to 2003 and encodes 660 amino acids. Gene Ontology annotation, cellular component: membrane. The transcript has 4 exons. Gene Ontology annotation, molecular function: small GTPase binding.
UAAGCAUAUAAUGUGAGAAAAUGGAUUUCGCGAAUCGCAAUAAUACGGCUAACAAGUUUGUCUGUCCCAGUGACAGGCAGCUGGCCUUGCGUGCCAAAUUGAAAGCCGGCUGGAGCAGUUCAAAGACCAAUGAACCCUUGCGGCCCGAGGAGCAGGAGGCCAUAAUAUCCGUGAUAAGGCGCAAUGAGGAGAUCGAGAUUGCGGAGCGGCAACGUGUUGGCCGUUUGGUGGAGCGUGUUGAGAAAAUCAAGUUGCAUGCCGUGGAGCGGGGUCCCAACUGUUGCCGCCUCUGUGGCGACACAUUUGGGCUGUUGCGGCCGCAGCGCAUCAUCUGCGAGGAUUGCCGCAAGUCCGUGUGCACCAAGUGCAGCGUAGACAUCAACAUACGGUAUAACAAUAGCGAGCGGACGCGUGAGAUUUGGCUGUGUCGCAUUUGCUCGGAGACGCGCGAGAUGUGGAAGAAAUCGGGGGCAUGGUUCUUCAAGGGAUUGCCCAACUAUGAUAUGCCGCGCAGUGCCAGUGCCACGCCCACGCCCACAACACACACAGCGGGCGCCAAGGGACAGGCGGCCGGAGUGGUUGGGGGAGCGGCAAGUGUGCGUGCGGUGCAGAGUUGCCACGGCACGCCCACCCGGAGUGGUGCACGCAUCAAGAAGCUGACGAUACGCGUCAACGACAGCAGCAGCAGCAGCAACAGCAGUGGCAGCGGUCACUCCGAGCCCGAGGAUGAGCUGGAUGGCGUUGGGGCAAAGGGUCAAACACCUGCCACACGGCUGCAACGGGAUGAGAGCUUUCGAUUGCGCGCUUACGGCUCCAUACGCAGUUUCAUCGAUGGCGGCGAACGCAAGUUGUCCAAUUCGUUUUUCUUUGGCCGCCAGCAACAUCACCACCACCAACACCAGCAACAGCAACAGCAGCAGCAGCAACAGCAACAACAUCAGUCCACUGACUAUGACAACAUUAGCAUUUCGAAUGUGUCCACUGUGGCGCAUCUGCGACGUGAGAGCAGCUGCUUAAGACGCAGCUCAAUCAGCUCAUCGUGGUCAUUUAGUGACAGCUCCGGUUCCGGCAAUUCGGCCACACAAUCCCAACAAUUGCAGCCUGCACAGCAGCAACAACAACAACAACACUGUCGUGAUCCGCUGUUAGGUUGGCUGGAGAUUGCGAUUAGCUAUCGCGAGAGCUUCCACAGUCUGGACUGCACGAUGGUGCGGGCCAGAGAUUUGCCAGCCAUGGAUGCCGCCGGUUUGGCCGAUCCCUAUUGCAAGCUGAACAUCAUAACGCCCGAGGCACAUACCAAAUAUACACGCUGGCAACGCACCAAAACUGUCCACAAGACCCGCAAUCCGGACUUUAAUGAAACCCUACAGUUUGUCGGCGUUGAGCCCGAUGAGCUCGGCAAUUCCCUGCUUUAUGUGGCUCUCUUCGAUGAUGAUAAAUAUGGCCAUGAUUUUCUGGGUGCCGCAAAGGUUUGCCUAUCCACGGUGCACAGCACAUCGCAGUACCGCAUCUCGGUGCCGCUGGGCGUGGAGGAUCAGUACAGCAACGAGGCGGAGCUUGCACAGAGCUGGCCCAAUGGCAAGAUGCUCAUCUCGUUGUGCUACAAUACGAAACGACGUGCACUGGUUGUCAAUGUGAAGCAGUGCAUCAAUCUGCUGGCCAUGGACAACAAUGGCAGCUCCGAUCCCUUUGUCAAGCUACAACUGAAACCGGAUGCGCACAAAAAUAAGAAGCACAAGACGAGUGUCAAGUGGCGCACUCUGAAUCCCAUCUACAACGAGGAGUUCUAUUUUGAGGCCAGUCCACAUGAUCUAAACAAGGAGAUGCUCAUACUGACCGUGUGGGACAAGGAUCUGGGCAAGAGCAACGACUUCCUUGGCAGCCUACAACUGGGAGCCCAAAGCAAAGGCGAUCGACUGCAGCAAUGGCAGGACUGCAUCCGUCUUCCCGAUCAUUUUCAUGAGAAAUGGCAUUGCCUGGCCCCUGACAAUCCAACGCAUUAGCUCCAAUCCGAUUCCUCCCAGCUUUUAUAUAUAUACAACCUUACACAAUACAUACAUAUACAUAUAUAUAUAUAUUUUUGAUAUGCCUGCAUGCAUGCAUGUAUGUGUGUGUGUGUGUGUGUGUGUUUAUGAGUGUGUGUGCGUGUCUUUUUAGUCUCUCUUUAAUGAAAUCGCUUUGCAUAUCAUUUUGCUCAAAAUAACUUAAUUUCCUAUGUCACACGGUUGCUUCUUCUUACACACACACACACACACACACACUCACACACAGAAGCACUCAAAUUCACACACAUAUACAUAUAUAUUCUGUAUAUAUACAUAGCUUUGUUUAAGUGUCCUUAAAAGGGUUUUUUUUUAUUUUGCACAAAUUUUUUGUCAAAUAUCUCAACUUAAAACUACAAAAAAGUAAUAAA